Sardina pilchardus (European sardine) is the source of this 2743-nucleotide messenger RNA. It is a transcript of the gene btr12, whose product is annotated as bloodthirsty-related gene family, member 12. Lineage: Eukaryota; Metazoa; Chordata; Actinopteri; Clupeiformes; Clupeidae. Bases 299 to 2032 code for a protein of 577 amino acids. The transcript has 8 exons. The record is from RefSeq and is a predicted model, not a curated record. Gene Ontology annotation, molecular function: zinc ion binding; protein binding.
GUGUGUGUGUGAGAAAGAGAGAGAGAGGGAAGGGGAAGUUAAGUUAUUCCCAAUUUAAGGAGUAAAUAUCAGCAAGUAAAUCUCUGUGAGAAGCAAGCAAGACAAGGAGGAGGAAAGGGAGAGGGAGAGAGAGAGAGAGAGAAAGCAGGUGGAUUUAGACCAUCUCAGCUCUGGACUAAAGUUCUACAGUGUGAGAAGAGAGGAGGCCACAGCUAGAGAGAGAGAGAGAGAGAGAGAGAGAGAAAGAGGGAAUAGGUCAGUGCUGUGUCUGGACCUUACAGCCUCACCAGAAGACAACAUGACCACACAGAGCCCGGUGGUGUCGGCACGCACCCUGUCUGAGGAGCAGUUCCAGUGCUCCAUCUGCCUGGAGGUGUUUGUGGAGCCCGUGUCCACGCCGUGUGGCCACAGCUUCUGCAAGGCCUGCCUGCAGGGCUACUGGGACCACAGCAAGAAGUUCAGCUGCCCCAUGUGCAAGAAGAGCUACGCCAAGCGGCCCGAGCUGUCCGUCAACCGCGUGCUGGCCGAGAUCGCCGCCCAGUUCCAGGGGAUGUCCGUGCUGGAGGUGGGCGGCGGAGGAGGGGGAUUCCCCGCCGUCGCCGUCGCCGCCGCGGGGUCACCAGGUGCCUCGCCGGGGUCGCACAAGGGCAAGUCGAAGGGCGGCGAUUUCGCCCAGGAGGGGGAAAUACCAUGUGACGCCUGCAUCGGGAGGAAGCUGAAGGCUCUGAAGUCGUGCCUGAACUGCCCGGGUUCGUUCUGCGAGACGCACCUGCGGCCGCACCGCAAAGUGAAGACGCUGCAGUCCCACCGCCUGGUGCCCGCCGUGGCCCACCUGGAGGACAAGCUGUGCCGCAGGCAUGAGCGCCUCCUGGAGGCCUACUGCCGCAAUGACCACGUCUGCGUGUGCCCCGAGUGCGCCGAGACCAGCCACAAGACCCACGACAUCGUGUCCGUCGAGCGCGAGUGGAAGAAGAAGAUGAGUCAGGUGAAUAAGAGGCGAUCGGAGAUCAAACACCUUAUGAAAGAGCGGGCCAAGAAGCUGGACGAGAUCAAACAGUCCAUCAAGGUCAUCAAGUCCUCGUCCCAGAAGGAGCUGGAGGAGAGCUGGCAGGUGUACGCGGAGCUGCAGAAGGUUCUGGAGCGCAGCCAGGCGGAGCUGGUGGAGGCCAUCACGGGGCGGCAGCGCCAGGCGGAGGAGCAGGCGCGCGAGCUGGCCCACGGCCUGGAGCACGAGCUCGGACUCCUCAAGAGACGCAGCAACGAGCUGGAGGCCCUCGCGCUCACGCAGGACAGAGUGCUCUUCCUACAGUUGCUUCCUACACUGCCUCCGCCGCCCGAACCUUCUGAUUGGUCAGCUGUGUCCGUGAACACAGACCUGUACUUGGGCACAAUCAGGAAGUCGGUCCACUCCCUGGUGGACAAGUUCCAGGAUGAGCUCAAAAAGCUGCAUGGCAAAGAACUUGGGAAGCUGCAGAACUACGCAAAUGAAAUAGUCCUUGACCCUGUCACCGCUCAGCGCAGUCUGUCCGUGUCGGAGGACGGCCGGCAGGUGCGCUACGAGGAGCACCGCGGCGGCACGCACGGCUCGGAGAACCCCCGGCGCUUCAGCCCGGCCCUCUUCGUGCUGGGCCGCGAGGGCAUGUCGUCGGGCCGCCACUACUGGGAGGUGGAGGUGGGCCGCAAGACGUCCUGGACCCUGGGGGUGGCGCGCGCCUCCGCCCGCCGCAAGGGCGAGAUCAAGCUGAACCCCGAGGGCGGGUUCUGGUGCCUGUGGCUGCGGGACGGCAAGUUCAAGGCGCUGACCACCAACCGGGUCACGCUGGAGCUGCCGGCGCCGCCGCAGAAGGUCGGCGUCUUCCUGGACCACGACGCCGGCCGGGUGUCGUUCUACGACGCCAAGGCGCGCACGCACCUGCACAGCUUCCACACGGUCUUCGACGGCGAGAGCCUUCACCCCAUCUUCAGUCCGUGCCCCAACCAGGACGGCAAGAACGGAGCGCCGCUGGCUCUGACCACGGUCAAGCAUGGAUGAGUCCACAGCCACACCGAGGUGGAGGGACAAUUUGGUAUAUUGAAUGACAAACUCAAUGGAUUCCUUGACUAUUUGUCGAUGGAUUCCUUCACUGCACUCUUUUUAUGAACCUAUGGUAAGGGGAUUGUGAAACACUAUCACACCUACAGAGAAUUAGGGCCGACAGACUACGCACUUGCAUUUUUCCACAACAUCUACAAUGGGUGACGUAUAGGAGAUGGGUUUUCUAAUGUGGUAAUGAUAUCUAAUAAAAAAAUACCUGAAAAACAAAGUUUUUCAUAAAAUGGCUUUCACUAUUAUGAACACGAACUAUGAACCCAUCUGCUCUGUACUGCCAUUACCAACAACACGCGUGUUCAAUAUAUGGUGACGGGAUACGGUGACUUAAGGUGACAUACGAUUUGUACUCCUGUGACUGUAGGCUUUCGUUUGAUCUCCACUGCCCUGUUUUCAGUCAAUGUGUGAGGAAUGCACACAUCCCUAUUACACUGCAACAUCAAUAUCUAUCCAUCUCCACCGAAUCAUAAAUAAUCAUCUUGGGAUACAAAAGUUUGGAUUUUUGUUUUUAAUAUAAUUGUUUUAUUUUUCAGAUAAUAUAUUUUUAGUGUUGUACUUACUUAUUGUGUAUUGAUACGUGUACUUAAUACGGGUUAAACUGGACUCAACUGUACUGAACUUUUUGCCAUCUUUUAAAAUAAAGUUUUCACGAAC